AUGCCAAUUCCAACCAGAACAAUUCCAGAAUACCGGUUCUCCUAUGUCCCCGACUACUUUGUGGACGGCGCCGAGGCGGCCAAGACGUGCCUGGACUUCAAGCUCACAGCCCAACCCAACUUGGGUCUGUUGGAGAGAGCAUACGACAAUGACAAUGCGCCGGAAUUGGCGAGAGGAGAUGGUCCCUGGGCCCAGUUUAGCAGGCGUAUCGAAUGGCUCAACACGAACAUUCCUUACGGCGUGUCCUACAAGUUGCUGUAUCUCCUGCGACACGGAUUGAGUGUGCACAAUAUCGUCAUGGCAAAAGUGGGAAGAGACGCUUGGAACGGCUACUGGUCUCAUCUCGAAGGAGACGGUGAACUCACUUGGGUUGACGCAAGGCUCACAGAGGACGGCAUCAAACCUAGCCGGACAUCUCGGAGACCUCUGGACACACUGUACACCAGUCCUCUGGCUCGUUAUCUUGAGACAACCAAGCUUGUGUACGAGCCAGUCAUGGCCAAGCGCGGGGAGAGCCUCGACCAGUAUUCGAAGCUGCUGAGGGAACGACUCACAAACCACACUUGCGACAAGCGAAGUACUCGAGCGCACGAUCUGUACGAAACAAACCAUGAGCACGUGGCCAGAAAACGGCGACUUCUCGCGGACAUCUUCGCCAACGACAAAGCAACAUUUGUCUCGCUUACCACUCACUCAUGUGCUAUCUCGGCAGUUCUUGGAAGGGCCGUCCUUCCCCUUCUCGUCAAAGCUGAGGAAGCGGUCGGCGAGCGAGCCUGA
Parathielavia appendiculata is the source of this 777-nucleotide messenger RNA. RefSeq lists its product as uncharacterized. Bases 1 to 777 code for a protein of 258 amino acids. NCBI's taxonomy places the organism in Eukaryota, Fungi, Ascomycota, Sordariomycetes, Sordariales, Chaetomiaceae. The transcript is spliced from 6 exons. The record is from RefSeq and is a predicted model, not a curated record.